Molecule: messenger RNA, 426 nt
Organism: Lactuca virosa
Lineage: Eukaryota; Viridiplantae; Streptophyta; Magnoliopsida; Asterales; Asteraceae
Source: the annotation of a GenBank genome assembly
AUGGAUUUGAAUGUUGAGUCUUCCAUUAGUACUACACAACUUAACACCAAUAUUGUUGUGGUCAAGGCAGAGGAUUACUACAUCCGUUUUCCAAUGAAGAACAUUGAUGAUAUUCCAGAUUACAAUGAUGAAAUUGGUUUGUCCAUCAUUGCUAUUGUCAUCGAUUUUGAUUUAAACGAAGGCUGGUAUUCCUUUUAUUGUCGUGACUGUUCAAAAAAAGUAAGUAAAAAUGAUGAUGAUACUAAUGAUGAACCAUUUACUUGUGAUGGUUGUGGUGGAGUUUCUGAUGUUUACAGCAAGAUGAGGGUCGUAAUUCGUGUUCAAUAUGAAACUGGGUCUGCUUCCUUUGUAUUGUUUGACCGUUACGUUAAAGAUAUUAUUCAUCGUGGUAAUCAGUGGUUGAUGGAAAAGAUAUCAAAGAAUUGA